Vigna umbellata (rice bean) is the source of this 1075-nucleotide messenger RNA. The record is from RefSeq and is a predicted model, not a curated record. NCBI's taxonomy places the organism in Eukaryota, Viridiplantae, Streptophyta, Magnoliopsida, Fabales, Fabaceae.
AUUUGACGUUGAUCAACAAAUUAAAGCAUUGAUCGAAAUUAGUAAGAAUACAGUGUCUAGCAAAAAGCUUUAAAAUAUAACCAUGGGUGUAUGUACUAAAUAGACACUCAGUUCAAUAUCUGUGGCAAGAAAGGUAAUAAUGUUUCUGAAAUGUUUUGGUGAGUCAAGUUCAUCCGGAAGACAAUAUCCAACAGUAAUAGAAGAGUUGUGUCGUCAUUUUUCUCUUGCUGAUAUUCAGAAGUCAACCAACAAUUUUGAUCAUAAGAGACUAAUUGCACGAGGAUGGGUUAAAGUAUACAAAGGUUGUCUCCAGCAUAUUGAUGGUUCUGAUUACGCAGUCACAGUGAGGCGAUUUAAUGUGGAAGACAUUGAAAUGUUCAAAAGAGAAGUAGAGUUACUGUGUCAGCUUCAUCAUCCAAAUUGUGUGUCUAUUGUAGGAUUUUGCAACCACAAAAAAGAGAAGAUCACUGUGCACGAAUACAAUAGAUCUCUACUUUACUACCUCCUAGAUGAGGUUAGGGAAACACUGCCAUGGAAAAAAAGGAUAGAGAUUUGCAUAGGAGCAGCGCGUGGACUACACUACCUUCAUGCCGGACUCAAGCGCACCAUCAUUCACCGCAGCAUCAAUUCUGCCAGCAUUCUUUUGGAUGACAACAUGCACCCAAAACUCUCAAGUUUCGGCCUUAGCAUAAUGGGAGCACAUUUCAAAGAAAAGUCAAAACCAAUACAAACGGAUCUUGUAGGUAAUUGUUCUUUAAGUAUGUUAUUGUACCGUAAUACAUUGAUGAGAUUCUCUGACUCCAAAGAACUAUUUGAUAGGCUAAACUAUCAAAUAUGGCCUGUCAAAAUGGAAGCACAUCUUGAUGUUAACGAUAUCAAGAGAGACAAAUAUGAUAAAAAGGAAAAAGUGGGAAUCUUUGAAGGCUAUAACUCAACAUCAAAAGCCUAUAGAAUAUUCUUGCCACAUUGUAAUAAAAUUAUUGUUAGCAGAGAUGUGCAAUUCUUUGAGGAAGAAAAAUGGGGUAAGGAAAAUGAGAAGAAAUCGCUUCAAGUUCAGGAGGAAAGUGUUGGGUGA